AUGAGCUACUAUUCUCCAUCACGAUCACAAAGUUCAACAACCAAUGAUAUAGUAUUUAAUGGUCCUCUUGAGGAAGAAACAAUAGUAGUUCAAGACCACCACUAUUCUUACGACGACGAAGAAGAAGAACAAGACGAAGCAAACAGAGAACAAGAAGAAGAAGAUUAUUUCUUUAAUUUGAUCAAUAAUCAGAAUCAAAAUCAGCAUCAUUUAUAUUAUAGUCCAAAUAUUAGUAUCAAUAGUCAGAUCCAACAAGAAGAUAUUGAUAUUCUAAAAAAGAUUGAACAACAACAAAUAGAACAACUAGAACAACAGACAACAUAUGAUUUGUAUAGACAAAAUAAUUUUAUAUCAUCACCAAUGGAGUUGUUACCCACUGAAACCUUACUAGGUAUACUUGGACAAUUAAACGUAUACGAUCUCUUAUCCUUUUCAAAAACUUGUCAUUAUUAUCUGGUCAUAUCAUCAGAUGAGAGAUUAUGGAAACCACUCUUUCUCUCUAGAUUCAACGUCCCCACAAUUCCUCCUGUUCAAUCGGCAUCACAAUCACAAUCACAAACAGAACAGGAACAUGGACAUGGACAUGGACAACAAAAAGAAAAACAACAACAAAAACCAAAACAAACCUUUGUACCUCAAAAAGGUUGGAAAAGAGAAUAUAAAAAGCGUAUGAUACUUGAAUUAAGUUCUGAUUUAAUAAGAUAUAUAGAACAACAUGAUACAAAGAGAGCACUCGAUGUAUUGUCUUUAUCGAUAUUACAUGACAGCAAGACAUAUAUGAGAGCAGCAGAAGCAGCCAUUUCAAACAAUAACCCACUGAUUCUAGAAUAUAUAACAUCGAAUUUGCAGAAUCGUCUAUCAUGUAUCCGUGUCUUGUUGGAAAAUGGAGCUGAUAUCACCUCUUCAAAUACCAAUGUAUUAUUGAUGGGUAAAAAUAAAUUUUAUUCAAUCAAUUGGCAUAGAUCAGAUGGAAUUAUGACAUCAAAAUCAUCUUAUUUAUUAUUAGAUACAAUGUUUGCACAAAUUACAUUAUUUUUAUGUAUACAAACUGGAAAUGAAACAGUAUUAAAUGAAAUGAUACAAACAAAGAGAGGAUCAUCAUUGAUAUCAUGGAGGACUGGUGUAUGGGAUUAUGGUGGAGAGGUGGUACAUAUGACCGAAGAAUGUAAUCGACAGACAAGUAGAUUGUCAACCACUUACAAACAAACCAAGGAGCAAUUGGAUGGCAUUAGACCACUUUCACCACAACAACAACAACAAAAACAACAACAAGAAUUAAAUAGUAGUACUCUAAAAGACUAUGAAAGUAUGUUAAAGGUUCGUCAUGCUCAAUAUAAAAUGAUUGAAAAGCGAUUGGUUCAUUUGGCUCAAUCUUGGAAAGAAGAAUAUAAUUCCUAUACUCCUCUUCACUGGGCUGCUCAAGGUGGUCAUGAACAAAUCAUCCUACUAUUACUAAAACAUGGUGCUAUCCCAGACAUGCAAACUUCACUCGAACGUACUCCAUUAGAUAUUGCAAAAGAAAAAGGUCAUUCAAAAUGUAUAGAAAUUUUAGAAAAACAUUUAUCAAAAAAAGUAAAUAUAGAAGAUUUUAAAAAUAUUAAAUUAAAUAUAGAAAAAGGGGAUCCAUUAAAAGUGGCAAGAAUGUUAAAUUCUUAUUUAUUUGACAAGGAUAUACAAUCUUUGGAUCGAACGAUAACAUGUGAUUUAUUGUUUACAUGUAUACGACAUGACAAUCAUAAAUUGUUGGCAUUGUUUUUUAAUGCUCUGUCUGUCACCAACAGUGGUAUCAAUGACAGCGAUGGAAACACACCGAUUCACAUGGCUGCUGCAUACGGCAGUUUGAAUUGUUUCAAUGUAUCUGUCGAAUUUGGAUACAUUAACAAGUUGAACAAGUCAUUGCAGUCUCCACUAUUGUUGGCCGUACUCAACAACCACAUUCACAUGAUCCAACCAUUGAUUAUGGCCGGUGCAGACGUAUCACUCAAACGUUGGAAAGAUACUCCCAUCAUUCACUUUGCAGUUGGUCAACCCGAGAUUGUCCGUCUUUUAAUCAAAGCUGGUGCCAAUAUCAACGAUACCGAUCCAAAUCAAUCAACUCCCCUCCAUUUAGCUGCUAGUGGUGGUCAUUUGGAAAGUUUAAAAAUAAUAUUAGAUAUUUUAAAAAAACAAAAACAAGAAGAAGAGGAUAGGGAAGAAAUUAUUUCUAUAAUUAAUAUGAAAGAUUUAAUUGGAUAUACACCACUUCAUUUGGCAUUAUGUAAUAAUACAACAAGUCAAGAAAUUGUAUUAGAGAUGGUAUCGCUGCUAAUAGAGUCUGGUUCGGAUAUCUAUCAAUUGACAGGACACCAAAUGGAUUUAUUGGACAUUUCCAUUUUAAAAAACAUUUCACUUCACGAUGCCCUUUUAGAGCAACUCUUGCAGGACGAGUCGACUUGUUCUAGCAAGAAUGUACAGCAGCAGGCUAUCCACCAGUCUCCAUCGAUCCUCGGAGAAUACAACAAAAAGGCAUCUCAAAUGUCCAAACUAUUGUACCUAUUAAAGAAACGUGACCUAUUCCCUAUAUCCAGUGUCAUCAUUGACCGAUUCAUUGAUCAUCACCAAGAUGGAUUAUCCACUCUCCUCAUCACCGAUGAAUUUUAUCAAUACAUUCAAUCAAAACCAAAGUACAAAUCUUAUUUUAAUAAUCGUCAAUCAAAAGAAAUUUUUAAUUUAUUCUUAAAUUCAAAACAAGAUUUAAAUAUUUGUAAUAAUUUAUUAAAUUUAAUGAAAUUAUUUAAUAUUUCAUUAUCAGAUACUGAAUCAACUCUUAUAUUUGGAGAUUUAUUAACAUUGGGUAGAUAUGAUUUAAUAGAAUCAUUUUUACCAUACAAUUCUUCAUUAUUUGAUUGCAAGGGUGCCUAUAAAUGUAUACGACAAUUAUGUUUAGUGUAUCGUAUCCCAACACGUCAAGACCCAAUCUCGAUGGACAAGAAAAAGGAAAUAGAUUACAUCAUGUCAUUCCAACUACGUAAUCGUCAGGAAAUUAGACGUGUAUUUGAAUCAUUCUACAUCCCAAAAGAAUACAUCGAUGCUUUGGAUAAACAACAAGGUUCAUUUGGAUUUAGUAAAACUUAUCAAAAUAAUGAUCCAAAUUAUACUUCAAAAAGUGCUACAAAUGGAAAUGAAAAUAAUAAUAAUGAAGAUAAUAAUAAUAAUGGAAAUGAAAAUCAAGAUAGUAAUAAUAAUGGUACAACAACAACAUAUAAAUCAAGAUUAACAUCAUCUGCAUCAGUCAUUAAACAAUCUACAUUACAUCCAAUGACAAGUACAGAACUUCCUGGUCAAUUUAGUAAAAUUGACAACAACAAUAAUAAUGAUAAUAGUAAUAGUAGUGGUAAUAGCUCAACUCCAAGGGGACAAGAUACCAUAUCAUUUAAAUGUAAAGAUUGUCAUUUACAAGUUAAUAUAAAUGAUGCACAUGAUCAUUUACAUGCAUGUUUGUUGAGAAUGGUUGCAUGUCCUAAUUCAUUCCAUAAUGGGUGUCAGGCCAAACUCAUUCCACGAGAGUCAUUGCCCAACCAUCUAGAGAGUGAGUGUGCAUACUUGCACUGCUACCAAUGCGAUGGUUACUUUACCCGUACUGCCUAUUCCAGUCACAUCUUUUCACAUGACAGUGAAAUGUGGGAAAUAUGUACAUUUUGCAACCAGAUGUUGCGUGGAUUCAAACAUAGCUACACUGACCAACUCGUCCAUGUCAAAGAAAGUGUUGGUGCCAAGUUUAGCCAUACCUCUUUACACAAACAUCUCCGUGACAAGUGUAAAAGAAAUGUAGUCAAAUGUCCAUCAUGUAAAUGUUCAUUCAACCUAAAGGACAUGAAACAUCACAAAUGUCUUCAUACCACUCCACUACCUUUACCAAGUAUCAAUUCAAUAGGUCGUACUUUAUCUGUUAAUUUGUAA
Molecule: messenger RNA, 3939 nt
Organism: Cavenderia fasciculata
Lineage: Eukaryota; Evosea; Eumycetozoa; Acytosteliales; Cavenderiaceae
Product: ankyrin repeat-containing protein
Exons: 10
Coding region: 1-3939 (1312 amino acids)
Cellular component (GO): cytoplasm; nucleus
Molecular function (GO): protein binding; zinc ion binding
Source: RefSeq, a predicted model, not a curated record